GGGACUUCAGACGGAUUACGAUCAUCUGCGUCCCUUUUUGUUACUCCUUCUCUCUCUCCUCCUCUGUUUUUCUUCUGCCAGCUCUAUUUCCCUCUAGAGUUCUCAUUCUCUCUCUCUCUCUCAUUAAUUUCUCUCUCUCUACAAUUUUCUCUAUACUCCAGCUGUGGUAUUUCUGUCCCUGCCAAUACCCCCACCUAGUCCCCUCUUCUCAGGCUCAACAGUCUUUUCCCUUCUCUUCCAAGCUCACAAACACACACACCCAAGUGCUUCAUUUUCCCCUUCUUUCUAGGAACUUUUUUCUUUAUAUUAAGGGUGUUUCUCUCAGGGUCGCAUUCGGAGUUAGAGAGCAACAAAAAAAUAAAUAAAUAAUAAUCGCAUAUUUAAUUUCUCUCUCUGUUUUCUUGUGAUGUACGUUUCUCAAUGACGAGAAGUUGACAGCUUCGCCCCCCCUCAAUUUCUCGCGAUAUUUCUCAAGAUGGAAUCAGUGAAGCCGUCGGCCGUGACCCCGCGAAAGAAGUUGGCACGCAAUUUUGCGAAGGUUCUUCAUGUCAAAGCACUGAUUGGAAUUGCUUCAGUUGAUGGAUUGAAGAAUGUUAUAUCUGAUGCAAAUCUCAAGGAUGAAGGGAACAUUGGUAAGAGUAAGGCUACACUGAAUUGGUCUGAGUCAUUCAAUGAAGAUGAUGAUGAAGACCUUCAAGAGAGAGAGGCCAAUGAAGCACUUUUGGCAAAGCUUUUUGCUAGCAUUUCAACUGUUAAAGCUGCAUAUGCUGAGUUGCAGUAUGCUCAGUCACCUUUUGACCCUGAUGGCAUUGAAGCUGCUGAUCAAUUGCUAGUGUCUGAGUUGAAGAACUUAUCUGAGCUAAAGCAAUGUUACUUGAAGAAACAGUUUGAUCCUUCACCCAAGACUGCAAUACUCGAGGCCGAAUCCAAGGAAUUGCUGGGUGUGAUCAAAACCUACGAGAUCAUGGGGAAGAAGUUGGAGUCACAGGUGAGGCUCAAGGAUUCCGAGAUAAUUUUUCUUAGGGAGAAGUUGGAGGAAGCUAAUAGGCAGAACAAGGCAAUCGAGAAGAGAUUGAAUCAAAGUGGCCAACUAUCCGGGCUUGAUAAUCUUCACAUAACAGGAUUAAGUCCUAGCCAUUUCAUCACGGUUCUUCGCCACACGGUCCGGUCCAUUCGCAACUUUGUGAGGCUGAUUGUUGAUGAGAUGAGAUAUGCAGGUUGGGACGUUGAUGCCACGGUCGACGCCAUCGAGCAGAAUGUGGUUUAUAUGGCGGAAGAUCACAAGUGUUUUGCGAUCGAGGCCUUUGUUUGCAGGGAAAUGUUUGAUGCAUUCCACAUUCCAAACUUCGCCCUUUCAAGCGAGUCUCUUCUAGACAAAAACAGGAGACAACAGUGGUUCUUUGGGAAGUUCAAUGAGAUGAAAUCAAUGAAGGCAAAGUACUACCUAGCCGAGAAGCCAAGAUCAUCGUUCGCAAAGUUUUGCCGGGUCAAGUAUUCGAGACUUGUCCAUCCCAAGAUGGAGUCAUCGUUUUUUGGCAACCUGAGUCAUAGGAACCUUGUGAAUGCAGGAGGGUUUCCAGACACUGAAUUCUUUGCCUCAUUCGCCGAGAUGGCGAAGAGGGUGUGGCUUCUACACUGCUUGGCCUUCUCCUAUGAGCCUCAGGCUUCAAUCUUCCAAGUGGGGAAAGGGUGCAGAUUCUCUGAUGUGUACAUGGAAAGUGUGAAUGAUGAAGUCUUCCUCUAUUCAGAAGUGGAAUCAGAUCCACAAGUUGCUUUCACAGUAGUUCCAGGGUUUAGGAUUGGUAAAACUGUUUUACAGUGUCAAGUGUACCUCUCACAGCACCAAACCAAGGUUAAAAAAAAAAUAACUUCAACAAAGCAAAGGUAGUUGCUGCAAGCACUUACUGACCCCACAACUCAGGUGAUUGAACUGGAAGGCAAUUCAUUAUUUUCUUAGUGAAAAAGAAAUUUUUGGAGGGAAAUGAAGGGGCCUUGUUGUGGGGACUGAACUCUGCCUAUAGGCUAACUCACUGGGGCAUCUUUGUCCAUUUGUAUUUUGGUCAUUUUGAAAAGAAAAAGCCAUUGGACCGUUGCAUUGGGAACUGCCCUUUUCUUUGGAUUUUUUUUUUUAAUUUUAUGCCAGAUUUAUCAAAGAGACAUCCCCCCAAAAUUUUAUUAUUAGGCCGGUGACAGGGAUUGUCUAGCUGUUAUGCAUCUUUUAGUAAACACUGCAUUUUAUAAUUUAUAAUAUGUACAUAAUGAUAUAUAGGUGGGAAUUUUAUAAUCCUCUUUUCCUUUUCUUUUUUAUAUUUUAUUUUAUUAAUCUUUGUUCUGCUCAA
Messenger RNA from Glycine soja, 2339 nucleotides. RefSeq names its product protein GRAVITROPIC IN THE LIGHT 1-like. The record is from RefSeq and is a predicted model, not a curated record. Gene Ontology annotation, biological process: negative gravitropism; response to red or far red light. The coding region runs from base 476 to 1888 and encodes 470 amino acids. NCBI's taxonomy places the organism in Eukaryota, Viridiplantae, Streptophyta, Magnoliopsida, Fabales, Fabaceae. The transcript is spliced from 3 exons.